Messenger RNA from Entelurus aequoreus (snake pipefish), 3274 nucleotides. Its product is annotated as cytochrome c oxidase assembly factor 5. The record is from RefSeq and is a predicted model, not a curated record. The coding region runs from base 175 to 402 and encodes 75 amino acids. Gene Ontology annotation, cellular component: mitochondrion. The transcript is spliced from 3 exons. Gene Ontology annotation, biological process: mitochondrial respiratory chain complex IV assembly. Lineage: Eukaryota; Metazoa; Chordata; Actinopteri; Syngnathiformes; Syngnathidae.
UUUAGCUACGUCUUCCGGAGUCCCAUCAUGCAACCGGCUGUAAAUUAAAAAUGGCGCCUGAACGCUCUUACAACAAAUAAAUUAAAUACCCGACAUCGUCGCUAUCUCGGAUUCCUACACCACAACAGUUUUUCUUUUAAUAAAAUAAUAUUGGUGUUGGUAAUAGUCGCCACUAUGCCAAAAUAUUACGAAGAUAAAGAGGAAGACAACGCGGCCUGUGCAGGUGUCAAGGAGGACUUUAAAGCAUGUCUCCUUCAACACGACUGCGUCAUUAAGGAGGGGAAAAUGCCCAGUGAAUGUCUAAAAGAAGGUCACUGCAAAGCCUUACAGACGUCGUUCUUUGAGUGCAAAAGAUCCAUGCUGGACGCAAGGUCAAGAUUCAGAGGAAGAAAAGGAUAUUAAAGACCCAAAAUGGCACCACAUGAUAAAGACUGGAUGACCAACUGUGCCUUGUUGGAUUCACCUUCUUCUUGAAUGAAACAUACACGUCAAGGCAUCAGGUAGCAAAGAAGGACUGCCAAAUAUUUAAUAGCACUAAAAAAAUGUAUUAUAAAAUGAGCAGCAAAUAAAAGGGGAUCUAUUUAAGUUAAAGUACCAAUGAUUGUCACACACACACUACGUGUGGUGAAAUUUGUCUUCUGCAUUUGACCCAUCCCCUUGUUCACCCCCUGGGAGGUGAGGGGAGCAGUGGGCAGCAGCGGUGCCGCGCCCUUGAAUCAUUUUUGGUGAUUUAACCCCCAAUUCCAACCCUUGAUGCUGAGUGCCAAGCAGGGAGGUAAUGGGUCCCAUUUUUAUAGUCUUUAUGCUUGGAGGCCUUACAUCCUCAAUAUUAUUGGGAGGAAUGAUCUGUAUGAGGGGCCAAUUGAAAAAGUAAAACUACAAUAGAGAAAAAAGUAGUCAUGACAGAAGUCAUAAUAUUAAGGGAAAUAAGUCAUAAUUAUACAAAAAUGAAGUUGAAGAAAAAAAUUGUGUGUGGGGGGGGGGGGCAUUACAAAGUUAUUGGAUUUUCACCCCCCAGAAAAUAACUGACAAUAAUUAAAACAGGAAUUGGCAUAAUAUUGCAAAAAAAAGUUGGGAAGAGAAAGUAUAAAAUGAUGGUAUUAAAAUCACUAGUAAGUAUUGUUAAAAAAACAUUUUUUACAACUGUUGUUAAAUGUACAACUUUUUUCUAGAGCAGUGGUUCUUAACCUGGGUUCGGUGAGUCGGCCUCAGGGGUUCGGUGGAGCCUCCGCCGUCAAGCCACACCUGACUCAGCGUGUAAUAAAAACUUCUCCCUAUCGGCGUAUUAUGGAUACCCCAAAACAAUGUUGCCUCUAAUUUUCCAUCUGAUUUGCAGGUGUGUAAUUUGUUGUGAGUUCAUGGACUGUUUAGGUUUUGUUCUUUGAACAAGGUAAUGUUCAUGCACGGUUCAUUUUGUGCACCAGUAAAAAAACAUAAAUUUGUCUUAAAUUUAAAAAAAAACAAAAACAUUUAUUUUUCACUGAAGAAGGGUUCGGUGAAUGCGCAUAUGAAACUGGUGGGGUUCGGUACCUCCAACAAGGUUAAGAACCACUGUUCUAGAGCAAAAAUCUUUUCAUAUUCUUAACAUAAGAACCAUGUUUUCUUAUACUUCUUGAUUUUAUUCCAGUGUUUUCUUUGCAGUACUUCCUUUAGAAAAUGUGCCACAAUAAACCGUAAAGUUCACAAAUUGACAUACCGGUAUUAAAAAAAAAAUUGAAAUGCAAGUAUUGAAAAGGAAAACAAAUAUUACUUUUUUCAACUCACUCUUAUAAUAAAGUUGAGGUAUUUUCAUUGUAAUUGAUAUUAGAUUUUCUAAAGGUAUGGAUUAAGGGUGACUUAAGUUAAGACAAUGUUUUAGCUAACAUCUGGACGUAAGAAAGGACGUAGGUGAACUCAAUGAUAACAUUAAGAACUAUUUCAACGCCGCCAUCAUCAUCUCCUCAAACUUCUCCAUAUCCACUUUCUUCAUGAUGACAGCCUUGUGAGUCUUCUUUAACAAGCCUAAGGUAUCCACCACCAUCAUGCCUCUUGUGUGUGUGCCUGUCAGCUCCACGCUAACUGGGAGGCAGUCUUUCUCUGUGAUGAACUUGUCGUCCACGGCAGCGGCCAUAGCGUACGAGUCGCAGGAGACGAAGCCCGUGCCGGCCACAAACUCCUUUUGGGAGCGCUCACUGUGUGACGCCUCGAUGCUGUGGCGGAAGAUCCGCGCCAUGAAGUGAGCUUUGUGCGUGUCUUGCGCUAACCAUGCGUCACAGAACUCCUAUGUGGAAGCAUGCAAGACAUUAAUAUUUAAUGUAGUUCACCCAAGUAGACAGUGCAUUAGUUUACUGCCAUUUGAAAAAAAACCCUCCAAUAAAUACCUUAAUUUAUCCAAAUAAUAAAUGGAGUCUGUAUUUUAUAUUGAAAUUAACACAAUUGUUUAAAUCUUAGUUAUUUUUCUGAUGCCAGCAAACUAUCGCAAUAUAAUAUAUAGAAUAGUAUAAAGUAGAGAUGUCCGAUAAUAUCGGGCUACCGAUAUUAUCGGCCGAUAAAUGCUUUAAAAUCUAAUAUCGAAAGUAAAAUUUAUGACUUUUAAAAACGCCGCUGUGUACACGGACGUAGGGAGAAGUACAGAGCGCCAAUAAACCUUAAAGGCACUGCCUUUGCGUGCCGGCCCAAUCACAUAAUAUCUACAGCUUUUCACACACACAAGCGAAUGCAAAGCAUACUUGGUCAACAGCCAUACAGGUCACACUGAGGGUGACCGUAUAAACAACUUUAACACUGUUACAAAUAUGCACCACAAUGUGAACCACACCAAACAAGAAUGACAAACACAUUUCGGGAGAACAUCUGCACCGUAACACAACAUAAACACAACAGAACAAAUACCCAGAACCCCUUGCAACACUAACUCUUCCGGGACGCUACAAUAUACACACCCCCCCACCUCAACCCCACCCCGCCCACCUCAACCUCUUCAUGCUCUCUCUGUUAAUUCCACGACUGUAUAUAUCGGUUGAUAUCGGAAUCGGUAAUUAAGAGUUGGACAAUAUCGGGAAAAUAGCCAUUAUCGGACAUCAUAUAUUGACAUAUAUAUAUAUACUGUAUAUAUAUAUGAGAGAGAGAGAGCUGUUGAUCUAAGCUGGUAAAAUGAUAGUACAAAAUACAAAUAUUUGAUAUGCAUAAAAUCUGUAUUGUGAAAAAUAUAUUUUUUGGAUACCUGCCCUGUAACAAAACAGAUUGGGUGGUCCUUUGCAGCUGAGUAAAUAAAUGCCAAAUAUGGUUCCAUCUA